GGGAAGAUGGCGGCGCGGCGGGGCCCGGGCCCGGGCCCGGCGCUGCUGCUGGUGCUGGCAGUGCUGGGCCCGGGGCGGCCGCUGCGUGGGGCCCGCGCCGCCCUCAACCUGCAGGAGCUCAGCGAGCUCAAAUACGGCAUCGAGAUCCUUGCCGAGCCCGUGCUGGCCGGGCAGAGACAGGCGGAGGAUGUGGUGACUGUGGCAUCAAAGUUCAAGCAGCGAUAUGAGUGUCGCCUCCCCCCUGCUGCCGUGCGGCGCCAGCCUGAUCCCGAGGAGGAAGCACAGCUCUACAAUGGCUCUGGCAUCACCGAGCUCCUGCGCCCCAUGGGGGCUGCCCCCUGCCUCGUCAAGACCAAGGACUGGUGGACGUACGAGUUCUGCUACGGGAAGCACAUCCAGCAGUACCAUGUCGAAGAAUCUGAGAUCAAAGGGGACGUCCUGUUUCUCGGCUACUACCAGUCGGCAUUCGACUGGGACGAUGAGACCGCUAAGGCCUCCAAGCAGCACCGGCUGAAGCGAUACCACAGCCAGAGCUACGUGAAUGGCUCCCAGUGCGACCUCACCGGGCGAGCCAGGGAGGCCGAAGUCAGGUUCCUGUGCGAGGAGGGCGCUGGGGACUACAUCGCAAGGGUGGACGAGCCCCAAUCCUGUUCCUACGUCCUGACCGUCCACACCACCCGCAUCUGCCACCACCCCUUCCUGCGCCCGCCAGCCAGUGCCAGCCCCCAGCCCAUCCUGUGCCAGCCGGCCCUCAGCCCGGCCCAGUAUGUGGAGUACGUCCGGGCCCAAGUCUCUGACACCAAGCGAAAGGUGGAGGAGAUCUCAGAAGAGCUGAAGACACUGGACACGAGGCUGUGGAGCGAGAAGGACCCCGAAGACCCAGCACAGCCCCAUGAAGGAGGUGCAGAGGCCCACGGCAAUGCUGCUCCAGGGGAUGAGCCAGACCCAGCCAAGGAUGCCACCUUCUGGGAGAGGGUGCGCGAGGUGACCGGCAAAGACAGCAGCCAGCAGGACAGCGCCAAGGAGGAAGAGCCGGUCACGAAGGGAGCAGAGAGUCGUGCAGCUGAUAACCGGAAGAAAAUCCACUUCAAAGUGAUCAGGAACCCUGGAGAUCUGCUGCAGUUCAUCGAGGAGCUGAAGGAGAACACCAAGAAGGCUAGGGAGAAAGCAGUCAAGGAGGAGGUGGCAGAAACCACGGAGCCCCCGGUCCCUGAGGAGCCUCCAGCCACAGCAGCAGAUGGGGAGCGCCCAGAGGAGGAGGAGGAUGAGGAGGAGGAGGAAGGGGACCUUCUGCGUGGAUUUGAGAAGGAACUGGAAGCUGUGCUGCUGCCCCGGGACCAGAUGGCCCAGCUGAAGGAGGAAGUGAAGACAGAAAUGGAGAAGGAGUUUGACAACAUCAUCAACGAGGUGGAGGAUGAGCUGGAGACGGAGGGGCUGAAGGGGGAGUUUGACCGUAAUCAGGCAUCCAAGUCCCUCGCCUCCACCCUCAACCGCCUCAUGGACAAGCUGGAUGGGGGCCGCCCCAGCAAGGCGGCAGAGAAAGAGGAAGAAGAAGGUCCCCGGAGCAAGGCCAGCCCCAGCUCCCCAGCCGAGCAAGCACCUGAUGCCAGCCCAGAUGGGCGCGUCCGGGUGCAGGUGAGCAGGAUCAGGCCAGGCAGCGCCCAGCACCGCGAGCCUCGCGUGCGGGAAAUGGGCCGGGACAAUCCCCAGCUGCACCACAUCGAGAGCGAAGUCCGGGAGCUGCUGGCCAAGGAGGGCCUGAGGGCUGAAGGGAAAAUCGAGAUCAAGAUUGUGACGACGGGGGGGCCGGGUGACGAGGACGAGACGCACUGGCUCUCGGAUGAAGACACCAAGAACCUCAAGGACAUCUUCUUCAACAUCCUGAUCCAGGGCACGGAGGAGGCACAGAAGGAGCGGCGGCGGCAGCAGGCGCUGGAGGACAACUACCGCUUCGUCUGGGGGCACCGCGACGAGCCCCAGCCCCCCGGGGACUCCGAGGACCCCGAUUUCUGACCUCCCCCCUCCCCUGGACUUGUGCAUUUGCCCUUCCCGGGGCUGAGCCCAGCCCUGGCGUGGGGGUGCCAGGGCCCUGGGAGAGGGCGUUAAUGCCCAGGGCGCCCCAGGUACUGCGGGGCCCUGGGGGGCGGGCUGACCCCCCCCGGCCCCGCUCUGCCCUCUCCCUCCCUUUGAACCUGUGUGGGGGACUAGGAGUGCUUGGGGGGGAGGAGGGGGAGCGUCUCGCUGUGUCCCCUGUGGUGGGGGACAACCCUGUGCUGAGGCUGGGCACGGUUGUGAUGUGGAUGAGCCAGGGGUGGGGAAGGGGGAGCGUGGGGGGGAGGGAAGGGGGGGUGUUUCUAUCAUUGCCGCUGGAGCCCUUUGUGUCCCCCCCACCCGUCCCUGGGCGAGGGGUGGGGGGGGGAGGGCUCUUUCUCAUAAUGAGAUGUAAAAAAAAGAGUCGUUAAGCGCCUGCUCCCCCCCCCCCCCCCCGGCCCUGUGCCCACAGCUGGAUUUUUAUCAAUAAACCGAGGUCAGCCCAGG
Messenger RNA from Rhea pennata, 2538 nucleotides. RefSeq names its product OS9 endoplasmic reticulum lectin (gene OS9). Bases 7 to 2013 code for a protein of 668 amino acids. The record is from RefSeq and is a predicted model, not a curated record. Gene Ontology annotation, biological process: endoplasmic reticulum unfolded protein response; retrograde protein transport, ER to cytosol. Gene Ontology annotation, cellular component: endoplasmic reticulum lumen. NCBI's taxonomy places the organism in Eukaryota, Metazoa, Chordata, Aves, Rheiformes, Rheidae. The transcript has 15 exons.